CCUGUGGCAGCAGCAGCAGCAGCUGCUGCUGCUGUUGCUGCUGCAAUUGUUACUAUUGCUGAUGCUGAUGUUACAUCUCCUUUCCAACUCAGUGCUUGCUAUAUACGUCUUUGGGUUCCUCCCUGGCAUGCAACAUCUAGUUUUACAUUGAACACAACAAGAUGGAUGGGAGAAAUCAGAUUUACUUGACUAGUUAACUUUUCUUGUUGUUGUUGCUGUUGCUAUCAGGAGGCUAUGACUCAAAUGUGACACUGCAUGUAUUGCAGUGUCUUUGCUAGCUAUAUGCAAGCUGCAUGUGUGCUUGUGUGUGUGUGUGUGCUUAGUUUACAAAGGCCUGUAUGUGAAUGAUGUUAUAUAAUUCAGCUAUAGGUUUAUCAGAUGGUCGCCGCGAAGAUUAAGUACCUAAACUGCAUGAACUGUGGUUGUUAUUGUCAUUGUGAUGGUGGUGGUUGCUGUACGUGCCUGUUAGUUUACAUCUUUACUGAUCAUUGUCGCUGUUGAUUACUGCUGUCCAACAACUACAAAAAUCUCCGCUGUUAUGCUUAGUGGUCAUUUGUCUGACCAAAAGUCCAACAGGAUACUUAUCAACAACUACCAAUAUUAUUCCAUCACCCCUUGUUGCAGCAGAUGGUUUCUUUGUUUUUUAUGCUAAAUAUAAUUAUUAUCACUACUUGUUGUUGUGGUCACCACGCUGCCCCACGUCGCUAUUUCCUGCCUGAGAGGUCGGGCUGCACUUUGGUGCAAGGGGGUAUGUGAACGUAGAGAUAGUUCCAUUACUAUGACAGCUCCCAAUGAGGUUUGUGAGUAUGUUAUAAGAAGACCAAGUGGAGAUAAAAAGUCACUGAGACCAGGGGCCCCAUCAGAUCCUUUGGAAUACAACUUCAACAAUAAAAGGCGAGGAAUUUUCAUAAUCAUUAACAAUAAACACUUUGAUGAAUCAACUGGUCAACAUGCAAGAGAAGGUACGGAUAUCGACGCUGAACGUCUUGAAGAACGGUUCCAAGCUCUGGGUUUUGAAGUUCAGCGAUAUGAUAACAUUACACGGACUAAAAUGACUGGCCUCAUGUAUGAUAUGGCCAGCAAGGACCAUUCAGAUGUUGACUGUUUUGGAGUAGCCAUUCUUUCACAUGGUAGAGAAGGAGCUGUUUAUGCCACAGAUGGGUCUGUACCACUUAAUAUUCUGGUACUCCCUUUCAAAGGAGAUAGAGCUCCCAGUUUGGUUGGAAAACCAAAGUUAUUUUUUAUUCAAGCAUGUCGAGGAACCAAAAUGGAUGAUGGUGUAGAAGUAGUUGAUGGUUCUUCUUUCACUGAAGACGAUAGUGUAGAUGCUGUAGCUUCAGCUGAUGUCAUUAUGAGAACAGUUCCAACUGAAGCUGAUUUCCUAUUUGCAUAUUCAACCACCCCAGGUUAUUAUUCUUGGCGUAAUAAUGAAGAAGGUUCCUGGUUUAUCCAGGCACUAUGUAUUAUUUUGGAGAACCAUGGAAAAGAAAUGGAGCUAAUGCACAUGUUAACAUUGGUCAAUCACAUUGUGGCUUAUGACUUUGAAUCAUGUACCAAUGAAGAUUUCACAUCUAAAAAGAAACAAAUGCCAUGUAUUGUUUCAAUGUUGACCAAAUAUGUUUACUUCCGACCCAAAAAACAAGAAAUAAUUUAAAAUUACUGGUAAUGUGAGCUGAAGUGGCAGCAAUACAUUAUACAAAAAAAAAAUCAGAUCCUAUAACUCUAGCAUUUAUUUAUCUUUUAUUUUCAAAGAAUGGUUUAUUUUAUAAUAGAUAUU
Molecule: messenger RNA, 1777 nt
Organism: Octopus sinensis (East Asian common octopus)
Lineage: Eukaryota; Metazoa; Mollusca; Cephalopoda; Octopoda; Octopodidae
Product: caspase-3
Exons: 5
Coding region: 779-1654 (291 amino acids)
Biological process (GO): proteolysis; apoptotic process
Cellular component (GO): cytoplasm
Source: RefSeq, a predicted model, not a curated record